Funneliformis caledonium is the source of this 342-nucleotide messenger RNA. Lineage: Eukaryota; Fungi; Glomeromycota; Glomeromycetes; Glomerales; Glomeraceae. The record is from the annotation of a GenBank genome assembly.
AUGAAUGAUGUUGACUUAACUGUAUGUUCAAUUUGUGACCACAAAGAUAUCGUAUUUCUUGCCAGUUGUUCUACAACAAUUCUUAGAACAGAAGUGAAUCAAUAUAUUAAGGGUUAUGAUAGUACAACAUUCUGUCAACUUGUUGUAUUUGAUAAGUAUAAUGAAUUUAGAUCAGCCGUAAACAUACUUAAUAAUUUGCAUGAUAAUUCACUUUCUUAUCAUGACAUUCUUAGAUCAAAAUGCUCUGCAGAUCGUAUUUUUGCCUUCUAUUUUAUAGUUGCAGAGGCAAAUAGCUUCUCUGCAUAUUAUAGAUUUGUUCCAGAAAAGAGAAAUAUGAAACAC